UAUCUCCUUUAUUCUUCCCAAUCUUUACAAAAUAAAAUGGCUAAACGUACAAAGAAAGUCGGAAUCACAGGUAAAUACGGUACUCGUUAUGGUGCUUCUCUUCGUAAACAAGUAAAGAAGAUGGAAAUUACCCAACACUCAAAGUAUACAUGUACAUUCUGUGGCAAGGAUGCUGUGAAGCGUACUGCUGUGGGUAUCUGGAAAUGCAAGGGUUGUAGCAAGACCAUGGCUGGUGGUGCAUAUACUGUUUCUACUACUGCUGCUGCUACUGUCCGUUCUACUGUCCGUCGUCUUCGUGAAAUGGCCGAAAUCUAAAAUAUAGAUACUUUUCUUUUUUUUUUGACAACUCCCUCCCUUAAAAAAACCAUUUGCACAUAUAUUCGAUACUUUUCCCCCUUGCUUCCUUAUUAUAUAUCUUGACCUUUUUUUUUAUCUUAUUUUUUUAGAAAUAUACAAUAAAGAAAUAAAAUCUUCUUGUAUGUAUCAUUAUUCACACAUACACAGCCUUA
This is a messenger RNA of Halteromyces radiatus, 509 nucleotides long. Its product is annotated as 60S ribosomal protein L37a. The transcript has 4 exons. NCBI's taxonomy places the organism in Eukaryota, Fungi, Mucoromycota, Mucoromycetes, Mucorales, Cunninghamellaceae. Gene Ontology annotation, molecular function: structural constituent of ribosome. Gene Ontology annotation, biological process: translation. The coding region runs from base 37 to 315 and encodes 92 amino acids. Gene Ontology annotation, cellular component: ribosome. The record is from RefSeq and is a predicted model, not a curated record.